GCCUGGCCUCUGCUGGGACUGGCAACCAGAAUGCCUACAGAGCUCUGAGUUGCCAGAGAAUGUUCUAAGAACCCUAGGCAUAUGCUGCAAGCUUUGUGACCUCACCUUAAAAUUUCUAGAAUGUCACUUCUGCCACAUGAUAAUUGACUAAGUAAAUCACUAAGGCCAGCUCAGAUGUGAGAGGAAGUAAAUUACACUUCACUUCUAAAAGGGAAAAGCAUUAUGGAUCCAAGCCUAUUAAGAGAAAGGGAGCUGUUCAAAAAACGAGCUCUUUCCACUCCUGUAGUAGAAAAGCGUUCAGUGUCUUCUGAGUCAUCAUCAUCAUCAUCGAAGAAGAAGAAAGCAAAGGUAGAACAUGGAGGAUCAUCAGGCUCUAAACAAAAUUCUGAUCAUAGCAAUGGAUCAUUUAACUUGAAAGCUCUCUCAGGAAGCUCUGGAUAUAAGUUUGGUGUUCUUGCCAAGAUUGUGAAUUACAUGAAAACACGGCAUCAGCGAGGAGAUACACAUCCUCUAACUUUAGAAGAAAUUUUGGAUGAAACACAGCAUUUAGAUAUUGGACUCAAGCAGAAACAAUGGCUAAUGACUGAGGCAUUAGUCAACAAUCCCAAAAUUAAAGUAGUAGAUGGGAAGUAUGCCUUCAAGCCCAAGUACAACUUGAAAGAUAAGAAGGCCCUACUUAGGCUCUUAGAUCAGCAUGACCAGCGAGGAUUAGGAGGAAUUCUUUUAGAAGACAUUGAAGAAGGACUGCCCAAUUCCCAGAAAGCUGUCAAGGCUUUAGGGGACCAGAUACUGUUUGUAAAUCGUCCUGAUAAGAAGAAAAUACUUUUUUUCAACGAUAAGAGCUGUCAAUUUUCUGUAGAUGAAGAAUUCCAGAAACUCUGGAGGAGUGUCACUGUGGAUUCAAUGGAUGAGGAGAAAAUUGAAGAAUAUUUGAAGCGACAGGGUAUUUCUUCUAUGCAGGAAUCUGGACCAAAGAAAGUGGCUCCUAUUCAGAGAAGGAAAAAACCUGCUUCACAGAAAAAACGACGUUUUAAGACUCACAACGAACACUUGGCUGGAGUGCUGAAGGAUUACUCUGACAUUACUCCUGGCAAAUAGGGAACACUUUUGUCUUGAACAAAGAGUUACAAACACACAAUCAAGAUUUUGUUGUUGUUGUUGAUGCUCGGGAUCUGAAGACUGGCUGUCUUCCCAUUCUGCUUCUUAGGACUGAGGCAAGGAGCAGUUCAGUUUACAGAACAAGUGCAAAUUACCAAACUCAAAGCUUAUUUUAAUCAAAUAGGCUAAUGAGAAAUGUGAUAUUCCCUCUAGACCUUCUGUUCCUUCUUGGGAGAAAGGCACUUAGCACGAUAUGCAGGUGUCUUUGCUAUUUGUCUCUACUUCUAGAUGGUUCCUGGUUCCAUUUUUUCUCUUUUAUUACCUUAGAGCAAGUUGGCAGAUAGUCUUGAAUGCAAUAUUUGUUUAUUCCAAAAGAACAUAUUUAUAAUAAAAUCAUUGUAGAAGGAUUUUGAAGAA
Molecule: messenger RNA, 1515 nt
Organism: Ictidomys tridecemlineatus (thirteen-lined ground squirrel)
Lineage: Eukaryota; Metazoa; Chordata; Mammalia; Rodentia; Sciuridae
Source: RefSeq, a predicted model, not a curated record